Hippopotamus amphibius kiboko is the source of this 14202-nucleotide messenger RNA. It is a transcript of the gene VAV3, whose product is annotated as vav guanine nucleotide exchange factor 3. Bases 133 to 2148 code for a protein of 671 amino acids. The transcript is spliced from 23 exons. The record is from RefSeq and is a predicted model, not a curated record. Lineage: Eukaryota; Metazoa; Chordata; Mammalia; Artiodactyla; Hippopotamidae. Gene Ontology annotation, biological process: regulation of GTPase activity; cell migration; intracellular signal transduction. Gene Ontology annotation, cellular component: plasma membrane; cytoplasm. Gene Ontology annotation, molecular function: protein binding; guanyl-nucleotide exchange factor activity.
UCCCUCGCACCGGCGCACACUCGCAGGGGAAGGGCCAGCCGCGGCUGGCGUCGGGGGGCGGAGGGACCGCGGCGGCGGCCGCCGCAUCCUCGCCUCCUGCCCCGGCCCGGCAGCUUCCCGGAGCCGUCGGGCAUGGAGCCGUGGAAGCAGUGCGCGCAGUGGCUCAUCCACUGCAAGGUGCUGCCCGCCAACCACCGGGUGACCUGGGACUCGGCGCAGGUGUUCGACCUGGCCCAGACCCUCCGCGAUGGAGUCCUGCUCUGCCAGCUGCUCAACAACCUCCGGGCGCACUCCAUCAACCUGAAGGAGAUCAACCUGAGACCGCAGAUGUCCCAGUUUCUCUGUUUGAAGAACAUAAGGACAUUCCUCACGGCCUGUUGCGAGACAUUUGGAAUGAGAAAGAGUGAACUCUUCGAGGCGUUUGACCUGUUUGAUGUCCGUGACUUUGGAAAGGUUAUAGAAACAUUAUCACGACUUUCUCGCACACCUAUAGCGUUGGCCACAGGAAUCAGGCCCUUCCCAACAGAAGAAAGCGUUGAUGAUGAGGACAUCUACAAAGGCCUGCCUGAUUUAAUAGAUGAAACCCUUGUGGAAGAUGAAGAGGGUCUGUACGACUGUGUUUAUGGGGAAGACGAAGGUGGCGAAGUGUACGAGGACUUGAUGAAGGCGGAGGAAGCACAUCAGCCUAAAUGUCCAGAAAAUGACAUACGAACUUGCUGCCUAGCAGAAAUUAAGCAGACAGAAGAAAAAUAUACAGAAACAUUGGAGUCAAUAGAAAAAUAUUUCAUGGCACCAUUAAAAAGAUUUCUGACAGCAGCAGAAUUUGAUUCCGUAUUCAUCAACAUUCCUGAACUUGUAAAAGUUCAUCGGAACCUCAUGCAAGAGAUUCAUGAUUCCAUUGUAAAUAGAAACGACCAGAACUUGUAUCAAGUUUUCAUUAACUACAAGGAAAGGUUGGUUAUUUAUGGGCAAUACUGCAGCGGAGUGGAGUUGGCCAUCUCUAGUUUAGACUACAUUUCCAAGACAAAAGAAGAUGUCAAACUGAAAUUAGAGGAAUGUUCUAAAAGAGCAAAUAAUGGGAAAUUUACUCUUCGAGAUUUGCUUGUGGUUCCUAUGCAGCGUGUUUUAAAGUAUCACCUUCUCCUUCAGGAGCUGGUCAAACAUACCACUGAUCCUAUGGAGAAGGCGAAUCUGAAACUGGCUCUUGAUGCAAUGAAGGACUUGGCACAAUACGUGAAUGAAGUGAAAAGGGAUAAUGAGACCCUUCGUGAAAUUAAGCAGUUUCAGCUAUCUAUAGAAAACUUGAAUCAACCAGUUUUGCUUUUUGGACGACCGCAGGGAGAUGGUGAAAUUCGAAUAACCACUCUAGACAAGCAUACAAAACAAGAAAGGCAUAUCUUCUUAUUUGAUUUGGCAGUGAUUGUAUGUAAAAGGAAAGGUGAUAACUAUGAAAUGAAGGAAAUAAUAGAUCUUCAGCAGUACAAAAUAGCCAACAAUCCUACAACCGAUAAAGAAACUAAAAAGUGGUCUUAUGGCUUCUACCUCAUCCAUAUCCAAGGACAAAAUGGGUUAGAAUUUUAUUGCAAAACAAAAGAUUUAAAGAAAAAGUGGCUGGAACAGUUUGAAAUGGCUUUAUCCAACAUAAGGCCAGACUUUGCAGACUCCAAUUCCCACGAGUUCAAGAUGCACACCUUCAACCGGGUUACAUCCUGCAAAGUCUGCCAGAUGCUCCUGAGGGGAACAUUUUAUCAAGGCUACUUAUGUGUUAAGUGUGGGGCGAGAGCGCACAAAGAAUGUUUGGGAAGAGCAGACAAUUGCGGCAGAGUUAAUUCUGCUGAACAAGGGACGCUCAAACCAUCCGAGAAACGGACCAAUGGACUCCGAAGAACUCCCAGACAGGUGGAUCCAGGUUUACCAAAGAUGCAGGCCAUUAGGAACUACACUGGAACGCCAGCCCCCGCUCUUCAUGAAGGACCCCCGUUACACAUCCAGGCAGGAGAUACAGUUGAACUUCUGAGAGGAGAUGCACACAGUCUGUUUUGGCAGGGUAGAAAUUUAACAUCUGGAGAGGUUGGACUUUUUCCGAGUGACGCUGUCAAGCCUUGCCCGUGUGUGCCCAAACCAGUAGAUUAUUCUUGCCAACCUUGAUGAGGAAACAAAGGUUACAGCCAACCAGCUAGUAAGUGGUACAGCCAGGAUUCCAAGUCAUGCUGUUUGUACACCACCUGUCAAAGUACAAAACAUGGGCAUAUUUACUUAUUUAUAUUUGUUUCCUGACUUUUGAGUUGGCUCCUCUUAAAAUGACUACAUCUGUUUAUAUUUUCUUGAUAUUGAAAUAUAUGCAUACAAAUUAGAUAUCAGGAUAUGUAUAUAUAUGAGAUAUUCUGAGAGUAUAUAGUACUAGUUCAGUUUGCAAGUGUAGCUAACACCUGAGUUAUUUGAUAUUAUAAAUUCUGGUCAUUUUCUGUUAAAUAACCAAAGCAUGGAAAAUGUCAGGUUACUGUAGGAAUACGUUGUCCAUAGUAUAGGACCCUCUCUUCAGCCAUCUUGCUAUCCAUCCCCAGCUACAUCUGCCUUCUGUAGUCAUUGUCUGCUUUCUCUGACAUCCCUCCCUGGGCUUCAGCACUGAGCUUGCUGGAGAAAUUGUAGCAGGUGUGUGAUGGAACUGUAAAUCUUUGUGACAUGUUUACCCAGUUUAAGACAAAUCUGAAGUCUUAGUUUUUGUGGAAUUAAAGACUAUAACCCUGACAAAUUAAAUUUGGAGAAUAGAGCUGAUAGCAUAGACAAUCAAACUGAAAAUCAUCAAGAACUGGUCAAAUCAUGAGAGUGUAAUGAUAGUUUCCUUCUCUUUUCUUUUACUGUUUUUCAUAUAAGUAGGCAUAAUAGUUACAAAAGUAAUGAUUUUAGAGAAAUACUACUGCCCUGAAUUUUAUGAAAUAAACCAAUCAGGUACCCGGGAACCAUUCAGAGCACAGGAGAUUAGCUUUUGAACCCUUUGUUUCCAAAUGUACCCUUGCCAAUAUAACUGUAAAAUUCCAUUGAAAAUGUGACCAGUUAGAAUAGUAUUGUUCCUAAUGAUUAGAAAAAAAAAAAUCAAGAUGUUCAGAUGAGGGAAGACCCUUGAAAAGAGUAAGAAAUAAAGAUAUAGUCGAAUUUCAAAUUUACUUUUUUUUUUCUUUUCUGAGCAACUUGGACAAUUUCUUCACACUAAGCUGGCAGUUUCAUGUGAAAUGCUUUCUGCUAAGGAACAAAAUGAUCAACUAUACCACAAAAUGAAACCUUCAAUUUCAGAAAUACUAAACUAUUUAGAGAAAAAUUAUAUUGUGGUUCUCAAGUCAUUAAGAAGUUGAAUAUUACCAAUUGUAUGGUGUAUUUAUGUUAUUUUCACAUUUUAAAACAAGUUGUUCCCAUAAGGUAAAUUUUGUCUCUUUUAUAGGCCAUGAAAUAAAAUGGAAUUCAAGAUGAUUAUCUUCAACAAUCUUAUGUUUCUGGGUGUUAUGAAGGCAGGGAUGAGGCAUGAGCUUAAAUUUUGGGAACUGCCUGAAAAUCCUUAUGAAGAAAAGGAUACAGAUGCCAAAGUCCCUACCUCAGCCUCCAAGUAGUCAGGCAACUUACCUUUCCCUACCUUAGCAGGAGACAUGAGUAAGAAGGUAUAUUACAUGGAAAAAUUGAGCCAUAUGGGGCCUACAUUUGGAAAGAGCAGGCCCAGCAGAAGUUGGGAGAGAUCCCAUACUGAAAACAGAUGGGUCCAAUUAAGGAAAGUCAACAUAAAGACUGAUGAUGUUCCCAGUUCCUUUGUGUAGCUCAGUUUCAAUACUCUGAUAGCUGCAUCUCGCACACAUGUACUACUCUCUUCUUGCAUCCAGAUAGGAGUCUGGAAGAUUUUUCUCUAAAGAAACUCAAUGGACUCAGAAUAAAAAUCCUAAAAUCCAGCCCCAUCAUCAGGUUCUUGCCAAACGAUCAGGUUCCUACCCAAUGAGCCUCCCCUGCUUUCCCCACAGAGAGCUUCCAGUCAGUUCUUGGAUGCCUUCCUCUUAAACAUGAGCAGACAACAAGGAGUAACCAGACAUUUGAGAAAAGCCUUGAAAUAGAGAAUAAAUGCAAAAAAGAAACUUAGAAGAAUUACAGAUAUUAGAAUGGGCAGAAAAAGAAGCCUUUAAUUUAUAGUCUCAGAAUUAAGAUAAUAUAUCCAUAGAAGUGAGGUGCAUGUUUUAUAAAAAGGACAGAGAACUUGAAAGAGCUCCUCUAAGUUAAGUACUGAGUAGAGAAACUAGAAAAUAAAGUUGAGUAAAUCCUCCAGAAAAUCAAAGAGAGAUAAUAUGAGAAAAGAUAGACAGUUGACCCCAGAAGUUCAGAAGGAGACACUGAGAACAACAAUUAUCAAAGAAAUAAUACAAAAAUUUUUUAGAACUGAAGGGUGUAUGUCUCCAAAUCAAAGAUGCUACCGAGAACCCAGGACAAUAUUGAACUUUUCAGUACAGCAUAUAACUGGAAGGCAUAUUAUCAUGGAAUUUUGGUAGAUAGAGAAAACAAAGAAUCUGAGUGUUUCCAGGGAGAAAAAAAAAGCAGAUUACAAAGACUCAGAAAUCAGGAUGGCAUUGAAUUGGAAGUUAGAACAAUAGAGCGAUGCCUUAAAACUUGAGAAGUAAAUGAUUUCUCACUUAGAAUUCUAUAUCCAGCCAAAUUGUGAAUUAAGGAUUAUUAAGUAAAAUAAAAAUAUGUUCAGGGCUUCCUAGGUGGUGCAGUGGUUGAGAAUCUGCCUGCCAAUGCAGGGGACAUGGGUUCAAUCCCUGCUCCAGGAAGGUCCCACAUGCCACGGAGCAACAAAGCCCAUGUGCCACAACUACUGAGCCUGCCCUUUAGAGCCCAUGAGCCACAACUAUUGAGCCCAUGUGCUGUAACUACUGAAGCCCACAAACCUAGAGCCCAUGCUCCACAACAAGAGAAGCCAUGGCAAUGAGGAGCCCAUGCACCGCAAUGAAGAGUAGCCCCCACUCACCGCAAUUAAAAGAAAGCCUGCGCACAGCAAAAAAAAAAAAAAAAAAAAAAAAAAACCCAACACAGCCAAUAAAAUAAAUACAUAAAUACAUAAAUAAAUUUUAAAAAAUAAAAUAAAAAUAUGUUCAUAGAUGUGAGGCCUUCUGAGUAUUACAUCCAUGUAUUCAUUUAUAGGAAUCUGAAAGAUGAGCUAGUAAACCAAGAAAAAGAGCAAGAUACAGAAUCUAGGAAAUGAGAGCAAAGGAAUGUCCAGGAUGACAGUAAUUCGGCAGGCUUAGAGAACAAGCAGUGUUAAUUAGACCAAGAGGGUGGAGGACUUGGGAAAAAUGAAUAUCUCCACAGAAAAAAUUAAUAGGUACAGUACAUGGUGUUGAAAAGGUAUCCUUGAGGGGUUUAUAAUUCUUGGAGAAUUUGGAAAAAAUCUGUGGUAGAGACAAAGAAGCUUGAUCAAACAAAAACUUGAGGAUUUGUUUCUUUGAUGUCAGAUGUUCUUCAAAUGUGACAGUGUGACAAAACUCACUUCUAUGGAUAUAUUGUCAUCUCAAUCCUGAGAAUAUAAAUGAAAGGCUUCUUUCUUCUGUCCAUUCUAAUGUCAGAUGAUGGCUUAGCUGUGGAGAGGUUACAGAAGGAAGAAUGAGAACCAGCACUAUGAAGGAUGAGCAUAGGUUGAGAAAGUGAUUUUCCAUUCUGAUAUCUAAAAUUGAUAAAGACCCAGAAGGAGAAGAGAGAGAGAGGGCCUGAAAAAAAUAUUUGAAGAGAUUAUAGACGAAAACUUCCCUAACGUGAGAAAGGAAACACUCACUCAAAUCCAGAAAUCAGAGAGAGUCCUAUACAAGAUAAACCCAAGAAGGAACACGCUGAGACAUAUUAAACUGAUGAAAAUUAAAGACAGAAAAAAAUAUUAAAAGCAACAAGGGAAAAGCAGCAAAUACAUACAAGGGAAUCCUAAUAAGGUUAUCAGCAGAAAUUCUGCAGUUCAGAAGGGAGUAGCAUGAUAUAUUUAAUGUGAUGAAAGGGAAAAACCUACAACUGAGACUACUUUACCCAGCAAGGCUCCUAUUCAGAUUUGACAGAGAAAUCAAAAGUUUUACGGAUAAGCAAAAGUAAGAGAAUUCAGCACCAUGAGACCAGCUUUGCAACAAAUGCUAAAGGAACUUCUCUAGAUGGAAAGGGCCACAACUAGAAUCAAGAAAAUUACAAAUGGGAAUGCUCAUCAAUAAAGGCAAAUAUAAAGUAAAUGUUGGAAAUCAUCCACACACAAGUAUGAGAUCAAAACCAGCUAUCAUGAGAAGACAGUACAAAUGCAGGAUGUUGGAAAUGCACUUAAACUGAAGAGAUCAACAACUUAAAACAAGCUUGUACAUGUAUAGACUGCUGUAUCAAAACCUCAUGGGAGAUAUAUAAUGGGAGGAGACAAGAUGCCAGUGUAGAAGGAUGUGAGCUCACCCCUUCUCAUGGAAACACCAAAAUCACAACUAACUGCUGAACAGCUACCAACAAAAAAAUGCUUGAACCUACAAAAAAGAUAUUCUACAUCCAAAGACAAAAAAGAAGCCACAACAAGAUGGUGGGAGGGGCACAAUCAUAAUAAAAUUAAAUCCCAUACAUAGCAGGUGGGAACCUCACAAACUGGAAAACUAUUAUACCACAGAAGUCGUCCCACAGGAGUGAAAGUUCUGAGCCCCACGUCAGGCUCCCCAGCCUGAAGGUGUGGCAAUGGGAGAAGGAGCCCCCAGAGAAUUUUGCUUUGAAGGCCAGCAGGGUUUGAUCACAGGAAUUCCACAGGACUGGGGGAAAAGAAACCCCACGCUUAGGGGGUGCACCCAGGGUCUUGUGUGCAUGAGGACCCAGGGAUAAAAGCAGUAACCUCAUAAGAAACUGGGCCAGACUUACCUGCUAAUAUUAGAGGGUCUCCUGCAGAGGUGGGGGGUGACUGUGGUUCACUGAAGGGACAAAGACACUGGUGAUGGCAGUUUUGGCAAGUACUCACUGGCAUGAGCCCUCUUAGAAGCUGCCAUUUUCUCAACAAGACCUGGCCCCACCUAACAGUCUGAAGGCACCAGUGCUGGGAUGCCUCAGGCCAAACAACCAACAGGGCAGGAACACAGCCCCACCCAUUAGCAGACAGGCUGCUUAAAGUCUUCCUGAAUAAACAGCUGCCGGAUAAACACACCCCCUGACAUGGCCCUGCCCAUGAGAGGAAUGAGACUGAGCUCCACCCACCAGUGGGCAGGUACCAGUCCCUCCCACCAGGAACAAGCAAGCCUCUUAGCCUCAUCCACCUGGAGGAAGACAGCAGAAGCAAGAAGAACUACAACCCUGCAGCCUGUAGAACAGAAACCACAAUCACAGAAAUUUAGACAAAAUGAGACAGCAGAGGAAUAUGUCCCAGACUAAAGCACAAGAUAAAACCCCAGAAAAACAACUCAGUAAAGUGGAGAUAGGCAGUCCACCUGAAAAAGAAUUCAGAGUAAUGAUAAAGAUGAUCCAAGGCUUGGAAAAAGAAUGAGACACAUCGAGAAGAUACAAGAAAUACUUAACAAAGACCUAGAAGAACUAAAGAACAAACAAAGAUAAACAAUACAAUAACUGAAAUAAAAAGAUAAACUAGAAGGAAUCAACAGCAGAAUAACUGAGGCAGAAGAAUGGAUAAGUGAGCUAAAGGACAGAAUGGUGGAAAUCAUUGCCAUGGAACAGAUUAAGGAAAAAAGAAUGAAAAGAAAUGAGGACAGUCUAAGAGACCUCUGAGACAACAUUAAAUGCACCAACAUUCACAUUAUAGGGGUCCCAGAAGGAGAAGGGAGAAAGAAUCUGAGAAAACAUUUGAAGAGAUAAUAGCUGAAAACGUCCCUAACAUGGGAAAGGAGACAGUCACCCAAGUCCAGGAAGCAAAAAGUGUCCCAGGCAGGACAAACCCAAGGAGGAACACACUGAGACACAUAGUAAUCAAACUGACAAAAAUUAAAGAUAAAGAAAAAAUAUUAAAAGCAACAAGAAAAAAGCAAUAAAUAGCCUACAGGGGAACUCCCAUAUGGUUAUCAGCUGAUUUUUCACCAGAAACUCUGCAGGCCAGAAGGGAGUUGCAUGAUAUAUUUAAAGUGACCAAAGGGGAGAACCUACAAUCAAGAAUAUUCUACCCAGCAAAGCUCUCAUUCAGAUUUGAUGGAGAAAUCAAAAACUUUAUAUAAAAGCAAAAGCCAAGAGAAUUCUGUACCACCAGAUCAGCUUUUCAACAAAUGCCAAAGGAACUUCUCUAGGCAGAAAAGGCCACAACUAGAAUCAAGAAAAUUACAAAUGGAAAAACUCACCGGUAAAGGCAAAUAUACAGAAAGGUAGGAAAUCAUCACCACACAAAUAUAUCAAAACAACCAAUUGUGAAAAGAUGAGAGCACAAAUGCAGGAUAUUGAAAAUGCAUUUGAAAUUAAAAGAUCAGCAACUUAAAACAAUCCUGUGUAUAUAUAGAAUGCUAUAUCAAAACCUCAUGGUAACUGCAAACAUAAAAAUCUACAAUAGAGACACACACAGAAAGGAAAAAGGAAUCCAAAUACAACACUAAAUUUAGUCAUCAAAUUACAAGAGAAGAGAACAAAAUAGGAAGUGGAGAAAAACCACCACCAAAACCAAAUCCAAAACAAUUAAAAAAAUGUCAGUAAGAACAUACAUAUUGAUAAUUACCUUAAACAUAAAUGGAUUAAAUGCAACAAUCAAGAGACACUGGCUAGCUGAAUGGAUACAAAAACAAGACCCAUAUAUACAGUGUCUACAAGAGACCCACUUCAGAUCUAGGGACACAUACAGACUGAAAGUGAGAAGAUGGUAAAAGAUAUUCCAUGCAAAUGAAAAUCAAAAGAAAGCUGUAGCAGCAAUACUACAGAUCUAGGGACACAUACUGACUGAAAGUAAGAAUAUGUAAAAAAAAAAAAAAAAUGUAUUCCAUGCAAAUGGAAAUCAAAAGAAAGCUGGAUUAACAAUACUCAUACCAGACAAAAUAGACUUUAAAAAUAAAGAGUGUUGCAAGAGACAAAGGACGCUACAUAAUGAUCAAGAGAAUAAUCCACAAAGAACUUAUAACAAUAAUAAACAUAUACGCAUCAAACAUAGGAGCCCCUAAACAUACAAGGCAAAUACUAACAGCCAUAAAAGGAGAAACUUACAGCAACACAAUAAUAGUGGGGGACUUUAACACCCCACUUUCAUCAACGGACAGGUCAUCCAGACAGAAAAUCAGUAAGGAAACCCAGGCCUUAAAUGACACAUUAGACCAGGUGGACUUAAUUGAUAUUUAUACAGCAUGCCAUCCAAAAGCAGCAGAAUACACAUUCUUCUCAAGUGCAUGUGGAACAUUCUCCAGGAUCACAUGCUGGACUACAAAGCACAUCUCAAUAAAUUUAAGACAAUUGAAAUCUUAUCAGGCAUCUAUUCCGACCAUGAUGCUACAAGACUAGAAAUCAACUACAAGAAAGAAAACUGUAAAAAACACAAACAAGUGGAAGCUAAACAAUAUGCUACUAAACAACCAAAGGAUCACUGAACAAAUCAAAGAGGAAAUCAAAAAAUACCUAGAGACGGAUGAAAAUGAAAGCACAACAAUCCAAAACCUAUGGGACACAGUAAAGGCAGUUCUAAGAAGGAAGUUUAUAGCAAUACAAUCUUACCUCAGGAAACAAGAAAAAUUUCAAAUAAAUAACCUAAUCUUCAAUAUGUGCAGAUCAGUGUGAUACACCACAUUAACAAAUUAAAGAAUAAAAACUACAUAAUCAUCUCAACAGAUGCAGAGAAAGCUUUUGACAAAAUUCAACACCCAUUUAUGACAAAAAAUCUCCAGAAAGUGGGAAUAGAGGAAACUUACCUCAACAUAAGAAGACCAUCUAUGACAAACCCACAGCUAACAUCAUUCUCAAUGGUGAAAAGCUGAAAGCAUUCCCUCUAAGGUCAGGAAUAAGGCAAGGAUGUCCAUUUUGCCACUUUUAUUCAACAUAAUUUUGGAAGUCCUAGCCACAGCAAUCAGAGAAGAAAAAGAAAUAAAGGGAAUGCUAAUUGGAAAAGAAGUAAAACUGUCACUGUUUGCAGAUGACAUCAUACUAUACAUAGAAAAUCCUAAAGAUGCUACCAGAAAACUACUAGAGCUCAUCUAUGAAUUUGGUAAAGUUUCAGGAUACAAAGUUAAUUCAUGAAAUCUUUUGCAUUUCUAUAUACUAACAACAAAAGAUCAGAAAGAGAAAUUAAAGAAACAAUCCCAUUUACCAUCACAUCAAAAAAGAAUAAAAUACCUAGGAAUAAACCUACCUAAGGAGGCAAAAGACCUGUACUCUGAAAACUUUAAGACAGUGAUGAAAAAAUCAAAGAUGACACAAACAGAUGGAAAGAUGUACCACAUUCUUGGCUUCGAAGAAUCAGUAUCGUAAAAGUGACAAUACCACCCAAGGCAACCUACAGAUUCAAUGCAAUCUCUAUCAAAUUACCAAUGUCAUUUUUCACAAAACUAGAACAAAAGAUUUUUAAAUUUGUAUGGAGACACAAAAAACUCCGAAUAGCCAAAACAAUCUUGAGAAAGAAAAACGGAGCUGGAGGAAUCAGGCUCCCUGACUUCAGACUAUACUACAAUGCUACAGUCAUCAGAACAGUAUGGUACUGGCACAUAAACAGAAAUAUAGAUCAGGGGAACAGGACUGAAAGCCCAGAAAUAAACCCAUGCACAUAUGGUCAAUUAAUCUAUGACAAAGGAGGAAUUUCCCUGGUGGUCCAAUAGUUAAGAUUGUGCACUUCCACUGCAAGGACCACAUGUUCGAUCCCUAGUUAGGGAACUAAGAUCCCAUGUGCCAUGCAGUACAAUCAAAAAAUUAAAAAGAAAAAAUUUAAAUCUAUGGCAAAGGAGGGAAGAAUGUACAAUGGAGAAAAGACAGUCUCUUCAGUAAUUGAUGCUGGGAAAAAAACUGGACAGCUACAUGUAAAAGAAUGAAAUUAGAACAUUCUCUAAUACCAUACACAAAAAUAAACUCAGAGUGGUUCAAUGACCUAAAUGUAAGGCCAGACACUAUAAAAUUCUUAGAGGAAAACAGGCAGAACACUCUUUGACAUAAAUCUCAGCAAUAUCUUUUUGGAUUCACCUCCUAGAGUAAUGAAAUUAAAAGCAAAAAUAAACAAAUGGGACCUAAUUAAACUUAAAAGCUUCUGCACAGCAAAAAAAACCAUAAAAAUACAAACACAAAAGACAGCCCACAAAAUGGGAGAAAACAUUCACAAAUGAAGCAACUGGCAAGGGAGUAAUCCCCAAAAUAUACAAACAGUUCAAGCAGCUCUAUGUCAAAACAAAACAAAACACCCAAUCAAAAAAUGGACAGAAGACCUAAAGAAACAUUUCUCCAAAGAUGACAUACAGAUGGCCAAAAGACAUAUGAAAAGAUGCUCAGGACUUCCCUGGUUGUCCAGUGGUAAAGAAUCUGCCUUCCAAUGUAGAGACAUGGGUUCGAUCCUUGGUCAGGGAACUAAGAUCCCAAAUGCUGCAUGGCAACUAAGCCCACGUGCCACAACUACUGUGCCUCAGCAAGAGAGUCCAUGUGCCACAAACCACAGAGCCCAUGCACUGGAGCCCAGGUGCCACAACUAGAGAGAUAAAAACCCAUAUGCCACAGCUAGAGAGAAGCCUGCAUGCUGCAACAAAAGAUUCCGCAUGCUGCAACAAAAGAUUCCGCAUGCCACAACUAAGACCCAGUGCAGCCAAAUUAAUUAAUUAAAAGAAAAGAUGCUCAACAUCACUAGUUAUCAGAGAAAUGCAAAUCAAAACUACGAGGUAUCACACACUGGUCAGAAUAGCCAUCAUCAAAAAGUCCACAAACAAUAAAUGCUGGAGAGGGUGUGGAGAAAAGGGAACCCUCCUACACUAUUGGCAGGAAUGUAAAUUGGUACUACCACUAUGGAAAACAGUAAGGAGGUUCCUUAAAAAACUAAAAAUGGAACUACCAUAUGAUCCAGCAAUCCCACUCCUGGGCACAUAUCCAGAUAAAAACAUGGUUCAAAAGGAUACAUGCACCCCAGUGUUCACUACAGCACUAUUUACAAUAGCCAAGACAUGGAAGCAACCUAAAUGUCCAUCAGGGGUUGAAUGGAUAAAGAAGAGGAGGUACAUUCAUACAAUGGAAUAUUACUCAGCCCUAAAAAAUGAAAUGAUGCCACUUGCACCAACAUGCAUGGACCUAGAUAUAUCAUAUUAAGUGAAGUUAGAGAAUGACAAAUAUCAUAUGGUAUCACUCAUAUGUAGAAUCUAAUUUUUUUAAGUGACACAAAUGAACUUAUUUACAAAACAGAAACAGCCUUUCAGAUAUGGAAAACUUAUUGUUACCAAAGGGGAAACAUGGGCAGGGGGAUAAAUCAGGAGUUUGGGAUAAACAUACACACACUACUGUAUAUAAGAUAGAUAACCAACAAGGACAUAUUGUAUAGAACAGGGAACUCUACUCAAUAUUCUGUAAUAACCUGUAAAAGAAAAGAAUCUAAAAAAGAAUGAAUAUAUGUAUAUGUAUAACUGAAUCAUUUUGCUUGUACACCUAAAACACAAUAUUGUGAAUUGACUAUACUCCAAUAAAAUUAAAAUUUUAAAAAAUAAAAUUGAUAAAUUGUAGUUUAAUCAUGUUAUUUAAAAAUAUUCAAGUAGAUAUUAAAAAAAUAAGAAGGAAAUAUAGGUGAAAUACUUGAAAUGGGACAUGGGGUAGAAUCUGAUAAGAUGCAGUAGUGUUGCUUUUUCAUUAUAGUUUUAUAGUACGAGUUGACUUAAAAACUAUGUUCAUGUGUUACUUUGAUAAAAAUGCUAUACUAUAUGCUAAUUGCCAUAAAUGCAAUGAAGGACAUUAGCGAUACUGUAAUGAUAAUAAUGGAGAGUGCCAGAUACAGGACAGUGUUCCUUAGCUGGGAUGGUCAGAGAAGACUCUAAACCUGAGGAUGAGAAGGAAUGUGUGUUGAUAGAGGGUGAGAGUUUUCUAACAUGGGAAUAUAAUCUAUGCAAAGACUCUUAGAAUCCUUGAACCUGAAAGAAGGGGCUUGUUAGAGAUAAGAUUGAAGAGGAAGAUGUGAGUCAGAUCAUACUAGGUACUAAUAGUUCAUGAGUUAUCCCAACUUUAACCCAAGGUACCAUCUACAUAAAAUACCCUUAGCUUUUCCUCUAUACUUGGUGGAAACCUCACAUGUCCCCCCUCAACAAGCUUGUUGAAUGCUUACCAUGUGUAUUUUAAAUAAAUACUGGUUUGGCCAAAAAGUUAGUUUGGUUUUAAGUAAAAAUAAAAGACAUUUUUCAUUUUCACGAAGAACUUUAUUGAAUGUAUUCACUAACGGAACAAACUUCUUGGCCAACCCAAUAUUUAGCAUAGAUUAUAGAUGUGGGUAUUUAAACUGGGUUAUAAGAGUCUAUAUGUAAAUCAGAAAAUUUUCUAGAAUAUUGAUUUGAAAGAUAGCCAAUCUCAACAUAAAAGUUUUUCCUUUAACUUUUAUUACCCAUAAUCUCUGAUAUAUUUUGUCAAUAAAUGCUAAACCUGUAUUUGAUGCGAAGGGUCAUUAAAGAAUAUUUUAACAUUGAAUUUGGGCCUUUUAUUGUUAUUGUUAUGGAAUCUGGGUAUGCGUAAGGCCAGUAAAGUUUAGGGAGGAUUGAAUUCUGGUUUUGAAAAUAUCCACCUUUUGAAAAUUUUAAUCACUAUGACUAGUUUCUUAAGAAAAUUGGUUAUCAAAAUUGUGGACUACAAGAAUUAAUCUUAUAUCCAAAAAAUAAUUAUUUAAAAAUAAUUUAAAUUGUUUCUCAAUUUUCUUAAUACUCAAAGGAGAUUUUAUUUCAUACUGUUUUACCUAGAAAAGGUGAAAUUUUGGAGGAGUGUGUAUGUGUGUACACGUGUAUAAUAUAUCUGUGUAUGUGUUGCACAGGGCAAUCCUUCCCUACAAGUCUUUUUCCUUCUUGUCCCUAAACUCCUCACAACUCCCUCUCUAACCCAAUACCUAUUAACUCCUCUCUUUGUACCAUUUAUUUAUUUGACAAAUAUUUACUGUUGUUAGGCAUUGUUCACUUCACUGUUUUAUUUGUAGAGCAUUUGUGUUAGGACAUAUUUAAAGGGCUUCUUUCUGCAUUUUUUUAAAUUAAUAUAAUUAGUAUAGAAGCAAAAAACAGUUCAGAUCUGCCACUAAAUUAAAAUCCUAGCAGAUACUCAUUUUUAGCCUCUGUUCUC